Molecule: messenger RNA, 1419 nt
Organism: Drosophila innubila
Lineage: Eukaryota; Metazoa; Arthropoda; Insecta; Diptera; Drosophilidae
Gene: ND-42
Product: NADH dehydrogenase [ubiquinone] 1 alpha subcomplex subunit 10, mitochondrial
Exons: 3
Coding region: 97-1329 (410 amino acids)
Biological process (GO): mitochondrial electron transport, NADH to ubiquinone
Cellular component (GO): cytoplasm
Source: RefSeq, a predicted model, not a curated record
CAGUGUUGAUUGGCGCUAAAAAGUUUGUCGUUUAUCAACACCAAACACCUGGGCCGAAAUUGUUUUUGGAUAGAUUUUCGAUUUUCGCUUUAAAACAUGACUGCCGUGUUUCGUGUUGGCCUGACGCGGCUUGUAUGCCGCAGUGCCACUGCACCUGCCACUGCCACACUGUUGCAGGCACAGACAAAUGCGCUGUCCGCCGCCUUCAUGCAGAAGUGCAACAUUUCCGGCAAAACGAUGCGAGGUGGACCCCGUGUGCCCAAGGUGGCGCCCUAUCCAUACAAGACGAAGAAGUACAGCGUGGUCAAUUCAUUCUUCGACAAGACCUCCAAGCGCUUCGAUGAGAACUCCAAAGUCAUCUGCGUUGAGGGUCCAAUUGCUGCGGGCAAGACGAAAUUCGCCCAGGAGCUGGCUGCGGAGCUGGACAUGCUUUACUAUCCGGCCGUCGAUCUAGAUAUGAUCUAUAUCAAUCCAUAUGGCUAUGAUAUGCGUAAAUUGGAUCCCGAAUUGCCGCCCAGCUGUCGCAGCUACGAUAUUAAAGAUUUCUGCAAGAAUCCCAAGCAUGAUCAGGCUGCAUUGUUCCAGAUUCGCAUGUAUAUGCUGCGCUACUCGCAGUAUAUUGAUGCACUGCAGCACAUCCUGUCCACGGGCCAGGGCGUCGUCCUGGAGCGUAGUCCCUACUCCGAUUUUGUCUUCAUGGAGGCCAUGUACCGUCAGGGCUACGUGUCACGCGGUGCACGUUCCGUUUAUAAUGAAAUUCGCCAGAAUACCAUCGGAGAGCUGCUAAAGCCGCAUUUGGUCAUCUAUCUGGAUCUGCCCGUGAAUGCAGUGCAGCAGCAAAUCAAGGCACGCAACUUGGAGCAUGAGGUGAAAUCGAAAGCUUUCACUGAGGAGUAUUUGCGCGAUGUGGACACUCUGUACAAGCAGCAGUAUCUCAAGGAUAUCUCUGGCCAUGCCGAGCUCCUCAUCUACGACUGGUCGUCCGGUGGCGAGGCUGAGGUUGUUGUCGAAGAUAUCGAACGCCUGGACUUCGCUCAGCAUGAAGAGGAUCACCAUAACAAGAAAAUGCUCGACUGGCGUUUCCAUCUCGAGAACGACUGGUGCGAGGCACGCAUCAAAUUCUGCCACGACAAGCCCGAUCUGAUGAGCUACUUCAAUGUGCCCCGUUUCGACGUGCCCGAGCUGCUGCGCAGUGCCGACGACAGCAAGGUCUGGCGCGAUGUCUGGUUCAAUGCGCCCGGCAUGAAAUAUCGCCCUGGUUACAAUUCGGAUGUUGGUGACAGCGGUCUCUUGACCAAAAACAAGAUUGGCAUUAACGAAGCUGCCUAGUCAGCUAUUUGUUUGCCUGUAAUUCAUCUGGCGAAAUGUGUUAAUUAUGUAAUAAACAAUCUAGUAAAAUAAUGGUAAUCUUUUCGCUUA